Aphis gossypii (cotton aphid) is the source of this 1658-nucleotide messenger RNA. RefSeq names its product mucin-17-like. The transcript has 2 exons. Lineage: Eukaryota; Metazoa; Arthropoda; Insecta; Hemiptera; Aphididae. The record is from RefSeq and is a predicted model, not a curated record. Bases 287 to 1168 code for a protein of 293 amino acids.
CAAUUUACCUUUAUUUCAAUAAACUCGUUUUUAUUUCGAUUUACAUAAUUAAAUGUAAUCAUAAUAUAAAUAGAAUAAAGUAAUGUCAAUUGUCAUUUAUCAUUUGUAUACAAUUUAAAAUAUGUGAGUGGUAAAAAAAUAUGUGUCGCCUGUAUUGUCAACGGUAGAAACAUCAACUUUUGAUAUUGAAACUCCCAGUACUGGAAAGAAAAAUGUCGAGGUGGCGGUUCCGGUGGUGUACCCAGGUGAGGAGCCGACGUUGAAGCCGGUGCAUUCUACGGAGCUGAUGACGGGAGCCAUCAGUUUCGUAGAAACGGACACCAAUGCGCCGGUCGAUACUUCAACUUUUGAUAUUGUAACUCCCAGUACUGGGAAGAAAAAUGUCGAGGUGGCGGUUCCGGUGGUGUACCCAGGUGAGGAGCCGACGUUGAAACCGGCGCAUUCUACGGAGCUGAUGACGGAAGCCAUCAGUUUCGUAGAAACGGACACCAAUGCGCCGGUCGAUACUCCAACUUGUGAAAUUGAAAUUCCCGGUCCCGAGACGGACGAUAUUGAGGUGGCGAGGCCGGUGGUGUGCCCCGCGGAAGAAGAGACGUUGUCGCCGGCGCAUUCCACGGAGCUGAUGACGACGGAAGUCAUCAGUUUCGUGGAAGCGGACACCAAUGCGUCGGUCGAUACUCAAACUUGUGAAAUUGAAAUUCCCGGUCCCGAGACGGACGAUAUUGAGAUGGCGAGGCCGGUAGUGUGCCCCGCGGAAGUAGAGACGUUGUCGCCGGCGCAUUCCACGGAGCUGAUGACUUCCGUCGUCAUCCGUUUCGUGGAAGCGGACACCAAUGCGCCGGUUGAAACUUCGACUUGUGUUAUUGAAACACUCGGUCCCUGCAAUAUGGAAAAUGUUGAGGUUGCUGCGCCGCCCGCGGUAGUGAGCCUCACGGAAGUACAGACAUUGUCGCAAACAUCUAUAAUUGACACGGACAAGACUACGGCUCCAUCGCAAAAGAAAAAGAAUCGAUUCUUGUCGGCCCUGCGGAGAGGUCUCCGCAGGGUCUUCAAGACCAUCUGCGGUUGCGGGUGCAGUGUGGCGUCGUCGGAUCACCCAGGGGGGGAAGAUUACAGAGACGAAUUCACACACGAAAUCGAAACAUUUAACGAGAGAUGGUCUGUUUAAGGAAAACUUAACUUUAACUCUUAUAUUCAUCGAUACUGUUACCGGCCAAGUUAGAUAUUAAACAGAUUCAGCUAAAUAUGGCGGUGGAACGGAUUUCCGUUACACCCUGCGGCGCGGUCUACGCUGCGACCGGUUGCGAGACGUGCUUGCGACCGGCCGCAGCGUUUCCGGGCCAAUCGGUGUGCGGCAUCGGCGGCCGGCAGUUCGAACUCGACCGGCGGGGCACCAGGGCGAAAACGACACAUCGGACACACGAACCAGUGCGGUGGUUCGCCCCGAGUUUUCGCCUCGGAAUCCCGUCGGCCGAGCACGGGCGGCCGGCCGCCAUCCGUUCCUGCCAGUCCACACUUUUGCAACUGCGCUUGCAAUUCAAUUUUUUUUUCAUAAUAUUAGUUUUUUAAGUAUUUUCGUUCGUUUAUUGAAAAAUUAAAAUUAUCUUUGUUAUACCAUUUAAUAAUACAAAUAAAAAUGUUUGUGUACACAAAAUAAA